UAUAACUCUUUAAUAAAGACGAGCGAAGCAACCAUAGGAUACGAUACGUACCACGACAUGAUGAUGAUAGCUUAUCUCGAGCGGCAGCAGCAGCAGCAGCGACUCGUCCCCGACGGCGAUGUCGAGCUCGACCCCGACCAUUCUAUCCUCCGCGCACUCGAUAGCGAUGCCACCGGAGACGUCGUCGCUGCCGCCGCCGCCAGGGACUUCGGCGGGAUGGUUUUCUUGCAGCCUGCCCGGUUUCUCAGGCCCUCCACUGCCGAUGACGUCGCCGGCGCCGUCGUUCUCGCCUCGCGGUCCUCCCGCCUCACCGUCGCAGCUCGCGGAAACGGUCACUCCGUGUGCGGGCAGGCCAUGGCCGAUGGUGGCAUCGUCCUCGACAUGCGCACCCUCGGCCCGGCCAUGGAGAUCGUCCGGUGCGGAGGCACCGCCGCGGCCGUUGACGUCCCCGCCGGUGCGCUGUGGGCGGAGGUCCUGAGUUGGGCUGUCCGAAACCACGGGAUGGCGCCGGUGUCGUGGACGGACUACCUGGGUCUCACGGUCGGCGGCACUCUGUCCAACGGCGGGAUCAGCGGCCAGGCCUUCCGUCAUGGGCCUCAGGUGGCCAACGUGACGGAGCUAGAGGUGGUAACCGGCGACGGCGAGCGGCUCGUCUGCUCGCCGUCCUCGGCCUCCGACCUCUUCUUUGCUGUCCUGGGCGGGCUCGGCCAGUUUGGCUUCAUCACCCGCGCUCGUAUUCCCCUUGUCCCGGCGCCUAAAAUGGUGAGAUGGAUAAGGGUGGUCUACGGGGCUUUCGACGAGUACGCUCGGGACGCCGAGUGGCUGGUGACUCGGGACGACUCGGCCGCGUUCGACUACGUGGAGGGGUUCGUGUUUCGGAACGACGCCUCGGACCCAGUGAGCGGGUGGAGCUCGGUGCCCAUCCCGCCCGGCUCGGCCUUCGACCCGGCCAGAAUCCCGGCCGACUCGAGCCCCAUUCUUUACUGCCUCGAGCUCGCGCUCCACUACGACCACAUACAGGCCGACAACGUGGACGAGCGGGCGAAGGAGAUGUUGCGGCCGCUGAGGUACCUGAGGGGGCUUGAGUUCGCGGCGGACGUGAGCUACGUGGAGUUUCUGUCGCGAGUCGGACGCGUGGAGGAGGAGGCGCGCGCGAGCGGAACGUGGGCGACGCCACAUCCCUGGCUCAACCUCCUCGUCUCUUCGUCGGACAUCGCUGACUUCGACCGCACCGUCUUCAAGCGCGUUCUCAGCAGGGGCAUCGGCGGGCCCAUGCUCGUGUACCCGCUUCGCCGGAGCAAGUGGGACAAGCGAAUGUCGGUGGCGGUGCCUGACGGCGAGUUGUUCUACCUGGUGGCGCUACUGCGUUUCGUCACGCCGCAGGCGGGGGAGGCGGCGGUGAAGGAGGCGGUGGCACAGAACCAGGAGAUCUUAAGCCACUGUCGGAACAAGGGCUACGACUUCAAGGUGUACAUACCCCACUACGAGAGCGAGGCCGACUGGGCGCGGCACUUCGACGGGGACUGGACCCGGUUCAUCGAGCGCAAGAGGCGGUACGAUCCAAUGGCCAUUCUUUCCCCGGGACAGACCAUCUUCUCCCGGGCCCGACCUCCCGCCGCCGUCGCAGCAUCCGCCUCCUGAAGCAGAGAUGGCCAUCUCGAUCCACGACGCUGACGGAAGUGGCCCGGCGUGCACAGUCAUCAAUGAUGAUGAUCUGAAAAAGAACGUGAUAAAGAAAAGCUAAAAUAAAAGGUCUGGGUCCGGUGAAAGAGAGAGAAAGAAGAGAUGGGUGGUGGUGAAGGUGGUGGUGGUGGUGGUGGUGGUGGUGGGAAAAGUACUAGUGGUGGCCUGUCACAGGGUGAUGUUUUCUUUUUCCCAUCUUUUUCUUCUUACGGCUCUUUAUACAUGGCCGAAGCGCAAGUUCUAUAUCUCUGUAAGCGAUUGGCUCGCCGCGAUCAUGAGAUCGAUCCAUGUGGGCGUGUUCUGACGCCAUGAACUCGUCAACAAUGCAUGCCUUCUUCCAUCACCCUCAAGUGGAGGGACGGGUUCUGGAUGGGCGGAGAUCCUCCAAAUCCAAGUUGCAGACGUCGCACUUGUCCAUUGGCCAACCUCGCUUUCCUUCUCCUAACCUACUUACCUGAUGAUUGAUGUGCCUCGUGGGCACUCACUCACCCAAUCAUCUUCUCCACUGAGAAACACACUGGUGAGCAUGUGUGACCUUUUGCGUCGGAUUAGGUAUGGUCUCUACGCGGUGUAUCAUUGAUCUUU
Molecule: messenger RNA, 2268 nt
Organism: Musa acuminata AAA Group (dessert banana)
Lineage: Eukaryota; Viridiplantae; Streptophyta; Magnoliopsida; Zingiberales; Musaceae
Product: cytokinin dehydrogenase 11-like
Exons: 4
Coding region: 58-1641 (527 amino acids)
Biological process (GO): cytokinin metabolic process
Molecular function (GO): FAD binding; cytokinin dehydrogenase activity
Source: RefSeq, a predicted model, not a curated record